Molecule: messenger RNA, 2040 nt
Organism: Stylophora pistillata
Lineage: Eukaryota; Metazoa; Cnidaria; Anthozoa; Scleractinia; Pocilloporidae
Source: RefSeq, a predicted model, not a curated record
AGGUGUCGUUAUAUCUAAGAGAGUCUUCAUUAUUGGAUGAAACGAGAUCGUAGCAUGUAAGGUGGAAGGCAAUGACACUAUGGGGAAAAAUUAGUCACCUGCUUCACCUGUCAUAGUGUUCACUCAAAAUAAUGACAGCUUGCAAAAUAUUUAAUGGGUUUCCUCUGUUUGCGUCGACUAAAAUUUCGUUCAAAGUACGGAUCCUUAGAUAAUUAUUUGAAGAAGGCUUCAUUAAAAGGGAACAAGGGUACAAUCGUUGAUCAUGUUGAAGCAAACAGAAGCGGGGAGAACAACUCGGAAAAAAUACAAAUUGGCAAAAGAGAAGAAAAGAAAUAGUGCUGACAGCAGAAACAAGACAAGAUUUAGCAGGACAAAAGUAGCGACAAACGAAAGGGAGACAUUCAGAUACGAGACAGAAAACACGACGAUUGAAGGAGAUGACUUGGGAAUUUGCAUUUACCCCGAAGAAAAGUGUAUAAAUGAAAUUCAAGGACAAGGAGAACUAGAAGUUGCGAAAAGCGACUUUCAAAAGCUAAAAGUUUUUGACAAGGAAAGCAGCGAUGACUCUCUCAGCAUGAUAUCUUUGAAUUCCCGGCCAACGUCAGCCGUAACUGAUUUUGCAGAGGAAGUGAAUCUUGAAGGCUAUGAAGAAUUUUCAAGUUUGGAGAAUUUAAACGUAACCGAUCAAAUUCAGAUGCGGAAGAUUUCAACCGGGAGCAAUUCGAGUGAUUUGGAAAUUUUAGUUGACGAAGGGUCGCCAAGGAUACAAGGUAUUGAAAUUCUAGAAGAAAAUAACUUGGUUGAUGAGCAAACUGAGAAAGACAAUUCUGGGAACGCAAAGGCCACUCUUCUCGUAGGAGAAGUAGAGAUAAUAGACGAGAACGAAAAUAAAAAGGCAAAUGUUAAACCUGCUUGGGAAUUGAGUAAAAAAUUCCUUUUAACUGCAGACUUUCCAGCCAGAAUUUGGAAAGAGGACAUGAAUGGAAAAGCAAUGAAUGCAAGAAGGAAGUCAUCUGAACUAUUAAACGCAAGUUUUCCUCCAUUAUCUACGGUCCCUGAAUUACGAAGAGGCUCAUUUCCUAAUUCAUCUUUGAUGUCCUCAGACUCGUCACGUGAGCUUCCAAUGUUAUCGGGAAGACACUGCAAAGUCAAACUUCCCACGCAUUUUCCGGGGGUGCCCUCUCCUCACGUCGAAAGUGAUUCUGAGAGCAAGUCUUCGGAUGAUGAGGUGUCAAAUGUUUUACUCCUGGAAAAAGGACAGAAGGCAAGAGGAAAUAGUGCAAAAUUGCACAAGAAUCAGUUAGAUAUUCCUGGAAAACAGGGCAAUAAUUUGACAAUUUCCUCCACUAAGUCAUCUCCCAUUCUAAGUAGAUCGCACUCACCAAUGGCGUCUACAGAAAAUCUUGCAAUGAGAGUUGCAUCCACUGAAUACCUCGCCACCCGAGUUGUCACGCAACUGGACUGCGCUUUACAAGAGACUGUCAAUGUUAGCAAAGACAGAGAAACGAUUCGCGUAGGUUGUGUGACGCCAAAUUUGAUGCCCCGAAGGUACAGCUCUCUUUCGUUUCGUCCAACAACGAGUAACUAUUUCGGAGAGAAAACAAAUUCUCUUAUGCUACCCACAGUUCACAACAAUUGCAGUAAAAGUUUACCAAAUUUGACGGAUAAUAAAACUAAAAGAAUAUUCGUAACGUUCGAUAAAGAUCUUCCUCGCGCGAAAGUAGUCAAUUUGGAAGGGAAAAGUGACUUAUCAGAAAAAUGUCGCCUAAUUAACCGCAGAUUAUCCAGCGAAGACGCCUUAGUAAGGGCAAUGCUCGACAAAAAAAUAAAAAAGAAGGCGAUGGUAAAAAAGUGGGUCGUUUCAUCUUCACAAAACACAUUAACUGCAGAGUGAAAUCGGACAUGGAUUAAAACUUUUAGAAAGCCGAGUUUGCUCAGGUCACUACGAGAAAGAUACCAUUGACUGGUUAACUCGACCGCCAAUCAAAUAAAAGUCUAUUCAAUCUUUGCAUGUGUUAACUUUAUCUAUACAAGGUUAAA